CUUCAUCGAACCAUCGAACCAGCGAUCCUUUGAUCCAGACCCGCCAUUACUCUGGCUUCGGUGUGUCUUUUGGAGUGAACCCAGCAAACGGUUCUCGUUACGUCAUUACAGUGCCCCGCAGUCGACCAGAUUCUCCUCUUCAGCGUCCCAGCUUCAAAGCUCGAUUCCUUCGCAUUAUGUCCUCGUCUGCAAAUCCUCUGGCAAACAUGUCUACCUGUGUUCUUGUCACCGGCGCCACUGGCCUUUUGGGCCGCCAGGUCUUUAAUACUUUCAAGCAUUCCGGCUGUCUUGUCGUCGGUCAGGGCUACUCACGAGCUAUCCCACCCACAAUACAGAAGGCCGACUUGGAGAAACCCGGGGCAGUUAAAGCUCUCUUAGAUGAAGCAAAGCCCCAGAUCGUCGUCCACUGUGCCGCAAACCGUUCUCCCGACUUGUGCGACAAGAAUCCCGAGCAAGCGCGCCGAGUCAACGUCGACGCCACCCGCAUCCUCGCCGAGGAAACGUCGCGCCGUAGCAUCCUGCUCAUCUACAUCUCGACCGACUACGUUUUCCCCGGAAUCGAGGGGCAGGCCCCGUAUGAGGCUGACGCGGAGACCAAUCCGCCCAAUUUUUAUGGCCAAUCGAAGCGCGAUGGUGAGCUUGCCGUCCUAGAGGCUACGAAAGAGACUGGUCUUGGAUUGAUUCUCCGCGUGCCCGUGCUCUACGGAGUAGCCAAGGACAACUCGGAGAGCGCCGUCAACUGUUUGGUGGAUGCGAUAUACAAGGCACAAGAUGAGAAUGCGGGAGUCAAGAUGGACGACUGGGCACAGCGGUAUCCGACUAACACGGAGGACGUUGCACGGGUUUGCCGCGACAUUGUGAUCAAAUACAUCAAGGAGCGGCGUCGCAUCCAGGAGCUGCCCAAGGUCCUGCAGUUUUCGUCGGAGGAUCGGAUGACAAAGUACGAAAUCUGUGAGAAGCUGGCCGACGUGCUCGGACUCUCCCUUGUAGGGAUGAUCAGGAACAAGGAAGGAAAUGACCCCAAUUCGUCCGUGCAACGACCUUACGAUACACAUCUGUCCACGAAGGUGUUGAAGGAUCUGGGGAUUGAUGUUCGGACUGUGGACUUCGUAGCAUGGUGGCGCAAGUACUUGGGAGCUUACAGAAAAUAAGUUGUGAGUCGAGGACCAGCGAGCAAGAAGGAAUUUAAAAAAAAAAAAAUUGAGGGAUGCUGGUGCUUGCAGAAAUCCUUAGGAUCGCAUU
This is a messenger RNA of Aspergillus saccharolyticus JOP 1030-1, 1242 nucleotides long. RefSeq names its product dTDP-4-dehydrorhamnose reductase family protein. Gene Ontology annotation, biological process: S-adenosylmethionine biosynthetic process. The transcript has 4 exons. The record is from RefSeq and is a predicted model, not a curated record. Lineage: Eukaryota; Fungi; Ascomycota; Eurotiomycetes; Eurotiales; Aspergillaceae. Gene Ontology annotation, cellular component: methionine adenosyltransferase complex. Bases 177 to 1151 code for a protein of 324 amino acids. Gene Ontology annotation, molecular function: methionine adenosyltransferase regulator activity.